CAUUCAUGGGUUAUCAUCGUCAAUCAUAGGUCAACGCUCAGAGUUGUCUAUAUAAUGAAAUCGAACUCAUUUUAAAAUAUUGUAUUUGCUUUUAAUAGUGCUUUCAAAUCAUUAAAACUUCAUUAAAACUUCAAACAAUGUCUGAAACAUCAAAGAAAGUUGUUCUAGCAUACAGUGGUGGCUUAGAUACGUCCUGUAUACUACUGUGGUUGAAAGAAAAAGGAUAUCAAGUUAUCGCUUAUAUGGCAAAUAUUGGACAAGAAGAGGAUUUCAACGUCGCUAGAGAGAAAGCAUUGAAAAUUGGCGCUGUAAAGGUUAUAAUAGAAGACCUUAGAGAGGUUUUUCUAUCUUCGUUUGUAUGGCCAGCUAUCGCAUGCGGGCUACUUUACGAAAGUAAAUAUCUUUUGGGCACAGCAAUCGCUCGACCAUGCAUUAGUGAAGCUCUGGUGAGAAUUGCAAAAUCCGAAAAUGCGUCUAUAAUUGCUCAUGGAGCGACCGGAAAAGGUAAUGAUCAAGUCCGUUUCGAAUUGAGCUGUUACAGCCUUUUUCCUGAUGUUCAGAUACUUGCACCUUGGAGAGAGAAAGAAUUUUAUACAAGAUUUUCAGGAAGAUCAGAUUUGCUAAGAUACGCACAACAAAAUAGAAUCCCUAUUUCAGCGACACCAAAAGAACCAUGGAGUACUGACGCAAAUUUAUUACAUAUUAGUUAUGAAUCGGGUAUCUUGGAAAAUCCUGCUACAUUAGCACCAAAACAAAUAUACAAAAUGACCAAUGAUCCAUUAAAUUCCCCGACAGAACCGGAAGAAAUUGAAGUCAGUUUUGAGCAAGGCUAUCCGUCCUCUGUCAAAAAAUUGAAAACUAAUGAGAUAUUUCUCACCCCGCUUAAAAUAAUAGAAUGUUUGAAUGAAAUCGGUGGAAUACAUGGUAUAGGACGUAUCGAUAUUGUUGAGAAUCGUUUUAUUGGUUUGAAAUCUAGAGGAGUUUACGAAUCACCAGGAGCUAAAAUUCUGCACGAGGCACAUCAAGAAUUGGAAACGUUCGUAUUAGAUCGCGAGGUUUCAAGAGUAAAGUCUUAUCUGACCAACAAAAUGUCAGAUUACGUUUAUAAUGGUUUCUGGUUUUCCCCAGAAUGUGACUUUGUACGGAAUGGUAUAUUAUAUUCACAAAAAUACGUAACUGGAGCGGUUCGAUUACAAUUGUACAAAGGAACCGUGUCUAUACUUAGCCGACAUAGCAAAGCAUCUUUAUACAAUGAAAGACUAGUUUCGAUGGACAUAAAAGGAGGCUUCGAACCUGAGGACGCGGGUGGUUUUAUUCGCACGCAAGCUUACAGAUUAAAAGAAUUUAAUCGCUUCAAAAAAGAAGCGGUGACACUUAAAUUCAUUGAAUAAUACAUAUUAAAAUGUGUAAUAUUUUAUAAAAACAAUAUAGUACUUUAAUUUGAA
Messenger RNA from Frieseomelitta varia, 1445 nucleotides. It is a transcript of the gene Ass, whose product is annotated as argininosuccinate synthase. Gene Ontology annotation, biological process: L-arginine biosynthetic process; urea cycle. The record is from RefSeq and is a predicted model, not a curated record. Gene Ontology annotation, cellular component: cytoplasm. Bases 138 to 1391 code for a protein of 417 amino acids. The transcript has 8 exons. Gene Ontology annotation, molecular function: argininosuccinate synthase activity; ATP binding. NCBI's taxonomy places the organism in Eukaryota, Metazoa, Arthropoda, Insecta, Hymenoptera, Apidae.